Molecule: messenger RNA, 1718 nt
Organism: Ctenopharyngodon idella (grass carp)
Lineage: Eukaryota; Metazoa; Chordata; Actinopteri; Cypriniformes; Xenocyprididae
Gene: gtf2h2
Product: general transcription factor IIH, polypeptide 2
Exons: 15
Coding region: 264-1442 (392 amino acids)
Biological process (GO): DNA-templated transcription; nucleotide-excision repair; regulation of transcription by RNA polymerase II
Cellular component (GO): transcription factor TFIIH core complex; transcription factor TFIIH holo complex
Molecular function (GO): zinc ion binding
Source: RefSeq, a predicted model, not a curated record
UACCGGGGGACAUCAUAGGUUGACGUACAAGGGUUGCACGAACGUAAAUACUGGGUGAACUGAACUGUGUUGUUUUUAUAGUUCACUGAGCAAGUUACAUAUUAAUAUGUCGUUAAUACAAAGAUCUAGUUUAUAGACCUUUUCUUCUAUUUUCUGUUAUAAGGUUAAUUUCGAAAAUCUAUACAGCGUAAGAGAGAGUCAUUAGAAUAGAAUAACUGUUCAACAUUCCCCCGAAAGAAAGCUGACUGUAAAAAUUAUACAUCAUGGAUGAAGAACCAGAGAGAACAAAACGCUGGGAAGGAGGAUACGAACGAACAUGGGAGGUGCUGAAGGAGGAUGAGUCUGGAUCUCUCAAAGCUACUGUGGAGGACAUUCUUUUCCAGGCAAAGAGGAAAAGAGUUUUUGAGAGUCAUGGACAAGUUCGGCUUGGGAUGAUGCGGCACCUCUUUGUGAUCAUUGACUCAUCUAGAUCAAUGGAAGAUCAAGACCUGAAGCCCAACAGGCUGACCUCCACCCUGAAGCUGAUGGAGUACUUUGUGGAGGAAUACUUUGACCAGAAUCCAAUCAGUCAGAUAGGGAUCAUUGCCACCAAGAACAAAAGGGCGGAGAAGCUCACUGAUCUUGCAGGGAACCCUAAGAAGCAUAUAGCAGCUCUGAAGAAAGCUGUGGACUCUACGUGUGUUGGGGAACCGUCCCUCUACAACUCUCUCAACAUGGCUAUGCAGACUCUGAAACACAUGCCUGCUCAUACAAGCAAAGAGAUCCUGGUUAUUUUCAGCAGUCUCACUACCUGUGACCCAGCCAACAUCUAUGAACUUAUCAAAACUCUGAAUGGUUUGAAAAUCAGAGUGUCUGUGAUCGGCCUGUCAGCAGAGGUUCGAGUGUGCACCAUUCUCACAAGAGAAACCGGAGGAACAUACAAUGUGAUACUGGAUGAGAGUCAUUUUAAAGAGCUGCUGAUGCAGCAUGUGAAGCCGCCUCCUGCCAGCUCCUCCUCAGAGUGCUCCCUCAUUCGCAUGGGUUUCCCUCAGCAUGUCAUAGCUUCAGUGUCUGAUCAGGAUGCCAAACCCUCAUUCAGCAUGUCGCACCUAGACAGCACUGGUGAGCCAGCACUCACUCUCGGCGGCUACUACUGCCCACAGUGCAGAGCUAAAUACACUGAGCUGCCAGUGGAGUGUAAAGUGUGUGGUCUGACUUUAGUUUCCGCUCCUCACUUGGCCCGUUCCUUCCACCACCUCUUCCCCCUGGACGCUUUCCAGGAGACCCCACUGCAGGAGUAUAAGGGAGAGAGGUUCUGUGAAGCUUGCCAAGGAGAGUUGAAAGAAAAAAGUGUGUUUAUUUGUCUAGCAUGUAAAAAAGUGUUCUGCGUGGAGUGUGAUCUCUUCAUACAUGACACACUGCACUGCUGUCCUGGCUGCAUGCAGACUGACAGGACGUCUUGAUGCAAGAUAGCCUGACUACAAGACAUCUAUGAACUUAAGUACAAGUAAAAACUGAGAUGGAGAAGAAAAAAAAGAGGAAUCAUCAGUCACAGAUUUAGAUUCUCAGUUUUGAGGGUUAAGGUAAUGAAACCCAACAAUCGUCAUCAAUUGGCAUCAUAUUACAUUGGUUUUCUAUUUACAUGCAUCAUAGAUGUGCUCAAGCUGUAAAUGUAUGUAGGGGCGCCCCCUAUGGGGAAAAGAGGCUCACUGGACCAAAUAAAACAACAGAGAAAAACA